Molecule: messenger RNA, 1831 nt
Organism: Cuscuta campestris
Lineage: Eukaryota; Viridiplantae; Streptophyta; Magnoliopsida; Solanales; Convolvulaceae
Source: the annotation of a GenBank genome assembly
GAUCAUUGGAAAUACAUAAUUCUUCAAUAGUGAAUGGUAGAUCAUUGGUAUGGUCGGUUUUAAAGUGGCAAAUCCAGGCAUGCACUUACACUUUGUGCGAAGGCCUACUGGUUGCAAGUUCAAAGGCAUGCACUUACACUUUGUGCGAAGAUCGUUCCACGUCAUCCACGUUUAUUUCGUUUUUUCCGUCUCAACUACCCCUCCCCUCUUCCUCUCGUUCUCUCCGAUUUCCCAGUGCCGAUCGGCGUAAUUACGUAUAACCCCCAAAUCUCCGGCGGCGCUUUUUAUUUUCAACCCUCGCCGUCCUCGCCUUUCUCUGCACCCAAUACAUGCGCAGAAGAUUGGAUGGGGAAUGCUAACGGGAGAGAAGACGGACUUCCCGGCAGCAGCGAUGAAGUUUCGGGAAGAUCCGACGGCGAAUCCGGCAUGCUUGAUCAGGCGCCAAGCUCGCGAUUUCCUUCAGCUGACCUGAUAUCCAAUUCGCCGCUGCAGAGUCCGCACCGCUCCCCGUCGCCUCUCUUGUUCGCUCCUCAGGUUCCAGUAGCACCACUGCAACCUCAAGGGGGCGAUGGUGCUCCUGUUUUCAAUCAAAUAUGGUCCAGUGAGCCUCAUGUUACUGUUGAUCAUACCCCAGAGCAGGGCAUACCUACUUUGAUAACUUGGAGCCAUGGGGGACACAAUGUAACUGUGGAAGGAUCUUGGGAUAAUUGGAGGUCAAGGAAGAUACUCCAGGGAUCAGGCAAGGACCACAAUGUUAUCUUGGUCCUCCCGUCAGGUGUAUACCAUUACAAGUUCAUUGUAGAUGGCAAAGUUCGAUAUAUUGCUGAUCUUCCUUGGGUGGCAGACGAGUUUGGUCGUGUGUGUAAUAUUCUUGAUGUUAAUAAUCGUGUGCCUGAGAACCUCCUGCACAGUGUCUCAGAGUUCGAGGCCCCGCCGUCACCUGACUCUACCUAUGAUCAGGCAUUUCUAGGGGAAGAAGAUUUUGCCAAGGAUCCAUUGGUAGUUCCUCCUCAACUCCAUCUGGCAGUUCUCGAUUCAGAUAGACCAGAUGAAACUGAUGCUUCUUCCAAGCCGCAGCAUGUGGUGCUUAACCACCUCUUCAUAGAGAAAGAAUGGUCGUCAUCACAGUCUUCUGUUGCUCUUGGUCUUACACAUAGGUUCCAGGCCAAAUAUGUCACGGUUGUCCUCUAUAAACCACUAAGGAGGUAAAUAUCUGAUAUUCUGAUCUCUCAAAUGUGGAUAUUUGCGCUCGAUAAGUAAUUUGGUUUCAGACAACUCUGUGGGUUUUUAUCUCCCAAGUCCCAACUAGUGUAUGACUACAUCUCUGAUCUGAUGAUGCAUUCUCCCUAAUGAUGCCCAAAUGCAAGAAUAUAUAUAUUUAGGCGUACCCUCGAUCCUCUCUGGGUGUUUCCAUCCUUUGCAUUUAUCUUUAGGUGUAGCUAGCAUACAUUCUCAUUGUAGUCUGUUUCAGUUAUCAUGGCUUCGGGGUAUUCAUGAACUAUGGAGUCGAUGUAUAUUACUAUAACAUUGUCAUCAUCACCACUAAUACUACUACUACUAGGAUACAAUCAUCAUCUUCAUGCAGCAUGAUGCUAUUUUUGAGACAUGGCAUGUUUUCACACAUGAAAUAUAUUCAAGUAAUUGAAAAUAGGGACAAUCUAUUCAUGGAGAUAUGCCGUAUUUAGUUAUUUAUAAUCUCUGGCGCAUUCACUUUAUAGUCCUUAAAUUCUCAUCCAUGUAAUUUUAGUCCAUUCACUAACAGAAACGGAAUGUAUGUCCCAAUAGUUACAAGGAUGCUAAGACAAUUGUGUAAUAAGGCUGGUAAUAUAAC